Messenger RNA from Artibeus jamaicensis (Jamaican fruit-eating bat), 17586 nucleotides. RefSeq names its product ring finger protein 213 (gene RNF213). Gene Ontology annotation, cellular component: nucleolus; membrane; cytosol. Bases 252 to 15887 code for a protein of 5211 amino acids. The record is from RefSeq and is a predicted model, not a curated record. NCBI's taxonomy places the organism in Eukaryota, Metazoa, Chordata, Mammalia, Chiroptera, Phyllostomidae. Gene Ontology annotation, biological process: sprouting angiogenesis; negative regulation of non-canonical Wnt signaling pathway; ubiquitin-dependent protein catabolic process. Gene Ontology annotation, molecular function: ATP hydrolysis activity; ubiquitin-protein transferase activity; metal ion binding. The transcript is spliced from 68 exons.
UGCAUGCUGGGCGCUCAGGCGACCCUCUCAGAGGCCCAACCGCCGGCGUGGCGCCCCGGGUCUGGAAGCAUGAAUUUGGACCGGGGAAGGGGUCUCUGCAGGGCCGGCGGCGGACUGGGGCGGCCAGACCUGAAAAUGAAACUGAAGCGGGACUCUGGUCACAUGACAGGGGGCUCUGAAUAAAGGCGGCCACUUCCUCCGGAGUUUUGCUUCCAGAUCUGCGGCGGCCGGAGACCGCUGAGCCCGGAGGCAUGGAGUGCCCCUCCUGCCGGCACGUCUGCAGAGAGGAAGCUGCCAAGUUCUGCAGCCAGUGUGGAAAGCCACUGCCCCGCGCGGCCCCCGCGCCAGAGUCUGAGAACAACCCCAAGAUGACCUCGGUCUCUGAGGGGGAGAUGGAGUGUGGACAGCAGUUGAAGGAAGAAGGUGGCCCCACCGUGACGUUGGUCCCCGAGGAGGACAUGGAGUGUGGACAGGAGCUGAAGGAGGAAGGUGGCCCCUUCCCGUCACUGGGCCUCAGUGACCAGCAGGAGAGUCUGGACGAGCCUGGCUCCUGGACCACCCAGAAAGGACCCGACUUCGAGGUUUGUGUAGACGCAGCCGCCUGCUCCGCUGGUGAGCUGGAGGCUGCUAAUCGCCGUCCCAGCAAAAGAAGAAAGGAGGACGCAAGCCCGCUUGAGGCGGCGGCUGACGGGCUCCCCGCAGACCCGGAGCAGAGCAAGAGUAAGAGCAGAAGAGAAAGGAGGAAGAGAAAGAACCAGACAGCCUCCGCUUCCAUGGGGCCGGAGUCCUCCUCCCCCUCCAUGCUCUGCAGUCUGGAUCCGCUGGCAGACCCUGGGUUCCAGGAUGCAGCCCUGCCUCCAGGCACAGCUCAGCAGGGUGGUCUCCACAGCCAGCCGAGUGGGUCCCUGGGCAAAGGCACGGGCGCAGCUGUGACACCUGGUGGUCACAGAGGGUCCCUGCUGGGCCCAGCUGUAGGCAGCGCAGAGGGAGCUGCAGGAAGCGAGUCUCCAGGCAGCGUGGCCUCCCAGGGUCCCACCCCCAAGGCCACUGAGGGUGGUCCUGGGAAGGAAGCCGCUGCCCAGGAGCUCCCGCCACCUAAGUUGGAUGGCGCCCACUCUGAGCCCAGGAGAGAGCCGCCUGCGGCCCCCACCUCUGGGGCUAUGGGAGCCACAGCCAAGGCAGGGGAUCCAAAGAAGGGGGCCAAGGAAAAAGUUCAAAAUGAGACUCAGAAAUCGAAACCGCCGCCCACAAGCGUCCCUGCUUCCCGGGAGCACCACCAGGGAACUGAACCCAAGGGCGAGACUGCAGUUUCUGGAGAGAAAGCCCAGCCGGGAGCCCCGAAGAAGGCGGCAGGGGCUCCUGGGCAGGAUGUGGCUGCCGAGAAGAAGGUGCCGAAGGACCCGAGAGCCGAUGCGCGGGGAGUGCCGGAGAGCCCCCUGAGCCCCGGGGAAGGGGUCACAGUGUUCUUCCACGCCAUCAUCUCCAAAGACUUCGGCUUCCAACCCGGCCGCCACCGGGUGUUUGUUCGCGGGGGUGAGGAGCUUGGGGAGCCGCGGUGGCGCUACAACGUCUGCGAGAUGCACUGCAUCAAGGACUUGGAUUCUCACGGGUACCUGGUGGAAGGCAGCACCGCCAUCUCCAAGCAGCACCUGGACAAACCCAUCCCGUACAAGUACGUGGUCGACCGUGGCGAGGACCCCGUGGAGUAUGAGUUCAUCUACGAAAAGCAGAAGAAGGAAAACACACACAUCGACCGCUGCCUGCACGUGAAGUCCACGCUGCUGGGCAGGGGAGGCUGGCAUCAGUACGAUGACAUUGCUUGCAAGAAGCCACCUGGGAUGGUGCAGAGAUUGGUAAACUUCAUCACGGACCAGACCAGGAAAGACUUGGUGAGAGGGAAGAAGCUGGCGGCCGGCAUGAUGCUGGACAGCCUCCUCGGCGUCCUCCGGCCCUGGAGCGCCGCCAAUCUCAGCAGCUUUUUCACCCAGUUCCGCCAGUUUUACUCUGUCAUCCGCGUGCCCAUGAUCCACGAAGCAGGGGAGCGGCCCUGGAGCUCCCUGCAGUAUGAGGAGAAGCAGGUGCAGGAAGACCUGUGGGAGCAUCUGAGAACCAGAGCGGCCCGGUUCCUGCACAGGAGCGGGGACCCUCUGCCGGCGGACUUCCCGGUGCGGAGCAGGUUGAGGAUGGGCCUCGUCAUCCUGAGCUUGGUCCAAGAAUUCAAGCUUCCUGCAUUUCCGCACGACCUGUCCUUGCUGUGUGACCUCCUGUGCUGUGAUGCCUGUUCUCCCGGGGACUUCCAUGCGGACCUAAGCCACAUCUCAGAAACGCCUCAGAGGUGGCGAGAGGCCCUGGUAGACCUGUGCCACAAGAGCGUGACCUACAGGAUCGACCUCUGGGUGGGCGUCCUGCCUGUGUUCCACCACUGCACGGAGCGGCCCGCUUGCGGAGGGGACUCCACGGUUCAGCAGGAGGUGGCCUGGGCAGCCCUCGAAGGAAUCCCUUUCAAGGAAUUCCGGGAAAAGAGAGCGGACGGGAAGAAGUUACUGCAUCUGAUGCAGGGGAAGAAGCACCUGCUGGACCUGGACGCGCACCUGUUCCGCUCCUGGUUCAGUUUGCUGCCCCUGGACACCCUGGUCUUCUACCUGCAAGAAUUCAUCCACUACUUGAGUCGCUCUCCGGCCCACGUCCUGGACUGUCUGCUGGGGACCUUCCACCGUCUUCAAGGACUGAAGGAAAUCUCCAACAGGAAGGUGGAGGAGGUCAGGGACACCCUGAAAAUGCUGCUGCACCUCCUGGACAUGUUUCAGGACAAUGUCCUGGAGAAGCCUCUGGCCCUGUCCUACCCGACCGUGUGCCUGAAGCUGCACCAGACUGUCUGCAGACUCUCCAAAGAUCACCUGUUGCACGAGCUGCUGGCCUUGUCUGCAAAAAUUGUGCGCGCAGUGGUCUCACUGAAGCCUCUGGCGGAUUCAGCAGACGGGAAGGGAAGUAAAACUGGGGAGAGCUCAGUGAGGACCAUCGUCCAGACAGCCCUCAAUACCACGAAAUCGUGGCUCCGGGGAAUCUUCAAUAAGAGCAUGUUCCAGAACUCAGGUGCCUCUGCUCUCACUGAUGUCACAUUCACGUACAAGCAGGAGAUGCAGGUCUGGCGGCAGCUGGUGGAGAUCGACUUCCCCGCGGAGCACGGCUGGCGGGAGUCCCUGCUGAGGGACAUGGAGGGGAGGCUCAAGCAGGAGAGUCCUCGCUCCCAGAUCUUGGCCUUCUGCAGUGUGGACUGGAAGGGUGCGGAUGCGGAGGACGGCGUGGCCAAGUGCUUUGAGAACUGCGUCAUCGAAGCCAUCAGCUCGGCCUGCCAGUCUCAGACCAGCGUCCUGGAGGGACUGUCCUGCGUAGACCUGCACCGGUUUGGCACUCUUGUGUCCACCGUGAUCACCAAGUCCUGGCCGAGAGACAGUCGGGGCCCCAUCGAUGACCCGCCCAAGGUUCUGAAGCACCUGCUCACGGGGCCGGACAUCAAGCACCUCUUCAGACUGUAUGGAAGUGAUGAGAAACUGCUGAAACACUUCACCGAGGAAGGCAAGACUCUGAUGGCUGCCGCUGACUCUAUCAUCACCGAAGUAGCCCGUGACCUCCUGAGUGGGACGGUGCUGGUGGGACAGCUGGAGCUGAUCUGGAGCCACCGGAGCCAGUUCCUGGACAUCUGGGAGCUGAAGAGAAAAAGUCUUUCGCCCCAGGAGAAAAAGCAAGACAUGCAGCAGGUGCUGCGCGGCCAGUGGGAAGCGCUGGCCUUCCUGCAGGAGGAGAAGAGGCGUGUGGACAGCCUCCUGAAGCUGUGCGAAGGGGUGCGGAACCUGGUGAAAGUGGAUUUCGGAGAGAUCGCGCGCAGACACUCGGAAGACCUCAGCGGUAAAAGACUGAAUGGUGUUGUGAUGAUGCGUCCGUCACCCACCUCCUCAGGCCUGAUGUGGGUAACACACUACUGUCUGAGCCCCAGUGUCCAGGAAAUGGCCCAAAGGGUGGACUUGCUCAAGGACAGUCACAUCUUCCGGACCCUCUGGGAGGAGGCCGCAGAGGCCCUGCACCUGGUGCCGGAGGAGGAGGAGGAGGAGGAGGCGCGGCCAUCUGUGGACAUUGAGGACGUGUACGAAGAGCUGUAUCGUCCUUGUUUGGACAAGUUCUGUAAACUGUAUGAGGACCUGAAGUCAGGAGAGUUGACCUUGGCGGAAGUGGACACCGUCUUCAAGGUCUUUGUGGAUCGGUCCAGCAGCCUGGCCGCCGACCUCAGCAUCAUGUGCGCCCUGGACCCCGAGGCCCCGAGGGACUGGGUCCCGAGGUGCGUCAAGCAGAUCAGGGAGUACCAGCGCCUGCAGCGGGCCGGCGACGUGGCGAGGGUCAUCCAGGAGGUCAGAGCGGCUUUGGGCCUGACCGGUGACUUCGAGGUUCUGGACAUUUUAUUGAGACUUACGGACCACAUUGAGAACUUCCACCACGGGACCCUGAACGAGAUCGACGAGUCGGUUGUGUCCGCCAAUAGUCUGCUGGAGCAUGUCAAUGAGCCCCGGUUCCAGGCCCUGCAGGAGCUGGCCAUGAGGAGAGAGUUCAUCGCCUGGGUCCGGGGGGCGCUCGGAGGCAUCCACGAGCUGAAGGUGUUCGUGGACCUGGCCUCCAUCUCUGCGGGGGAGAACGACAUCGACGUGGACCGCGUGGCCUGUUUCCACGACGCGGUGCAAGGCUACGCGUGCCUGCUCUACAAGCUGGACGCCAGUGCGGGUUUCCAGGAGUUCAUGGACCUUCUGAAGGAACUGUGGAAGGCUCUGGAAAACGACCCACACCUGCCCAGGAAGCUUUGCGACUCUGCCCGGAACUUGGAGUGGCUGAAGACGGUGAAGGAGAGUCACGGGUCCGUGGAGCUGUCAUCCCUGUCACUGGCCACCGCCAUCAACAGCAGAGGCAUUUACGUGGUCCAGGCGCCUGCCGACGGCGAGCUGAUUUCCCCAGACACGGUUCUCCGCCUAGUCCUGCCCGAGAGCCACGGGGCCGUCCAGGAGGAGCGGGAGUACUCCCUGGAGGAGCUGAAGGAGCUUCUGAACAAACUGAUGCUCAUGUCUGGCAGGAAAGACCAGAACAGCACGGAGGUGGAGGUGUUCUCGGAGGUGUUCUCCAACAUGGAGAGGCUGGUCCAUGCCUUCAUCAACCUCUACUGCGCGGGGAACUUGCUGUUCCGGGACUGGAGGGCCGAGGUGUGCUGCUCCCCCGAGGGCGAGGCCUCUGUGCAGGUGGACUUCGGCUGGGGGACGCUGCCGACGCUGGAGGGUCGAGGGCCGCUGGCCCUGAUGCUGGAGGCCAUCUGCUGGCAGAUGGAGCGCUUCCUGCGCCAGUGGGAGGACUUCGUGGCUCAGAAACGAGCUGAGCACUUUCACCUCAACUACUACACGGCCGAGCAGCUGGUCUACCUGAGCACGCAGCUCCUGAGGCACCCGCCCGAGGACGCCGCCCUCACCCUGCUGUCCUUCAUCAAGCCUGACUGCAGCGCCCAUGACGUCUGGGAGGCCUGCCGGAGGCCCGACAGCGCAGCGGCCCAGUGGCAGCCUCAGACACAGACGGACGAAUUGCUGCUCAUGCUCAGAGGCGCGUCCGGCCUGGCGGACGAGCUGAGGGUCAUCAUGGAACAGUCCCUGACAGGCAUGUGUGACUUCCUGCCUCACUGCCUGGACCUCGAGGGCCUGGGCCGCUGCCUGGCUUCCCUGGCGACAAAGGGCCGGCCUCCCGUCACCCGGGAGCUCCCGAAAGGCCUGCAGGCCGGCCAGCCCAACCUCGUCGUCUGCGGCCCCUCGGAGGUGCUGCUGGCUGCCCUGGCCGUCUACAUGCACAGCCCGCAGCAGCCGCUGCCCACCUACGACGAGGUGCUGCUGUGCACCCCAGACACCACCUUCGAGGAGGUGGCGCUGCUGCUCCGCCGCUGCCUGAGCCCAGGCGCCCGGGGCCGCGGCGUGUACAGCCUGCUGCACGCAGACCAGCUGGGCUACGAGGCCGCCUGCCGGGUGGAGGCGCUCUUCCAGAGCCUGUGCGUGCAGCCCCACCGGGAGGGCUACCAGCUCGUCCUGGUCUGCGACUCGGAGCGGGAGCACUGCUACCUGCCCUCGGCCUUCAGCCGGCACAAGGUGCCCGUCACCCCGCAAGCGUCCCUCGAGGCCAUCCAGGAUUACUUGGCUCAGCACUACCAUGUCCCCGAGCGGACCCUGUCGGCCGCAGCUGUGUUCAGGGACCGGAUGUGUGUUGGGAUCGUGGCCUCGGAGAGAGCCGGUGUUGGCAAGUCUCUCUACGUGAAGAGGCUGCACGAAACUCUGCAGAGGACAUUUAGCAGUAGAAAUGUGCCUCUCAAAGUUGUCCGGUUGGUGGACCGUCAGGUGGGCGAGCACCAGGUCCUGGGCUCCCUGCUGCCUUUCCUGAGCGCCCAGUACCAGACGAGACCCAUGAUGUUCCACUUCGACGUGACCUCCUCGGUGGAGACUGGAAUAUGGGCAUUUCUUUUCAAACUCCUGAUCCUGCAGCACUUAACGGAUAUAAAUGGGAAAAUGUGGCUUCGGAACCCGCGCCAUUUGUACGUCAUCGAAAUCCUGGAACGGCACUCGGUGCCACCUCAGAGGCCUUCCAAACAGAGGACACGUGCCCCCCAGUUCAGCUUUCUUGAUAUCUUCCCCAAAGUCACCUGCAGGCCUCCCAAAGAAGUGAUAGGCCUGGAGCUCCACCCCCAGCGGAGCUGCGGAGAGCCAGGGAUGGAUCAGGAAGAGUUCCGCAGCGAGACCUUCCAAAGACCAUUCCAGUAUCUAAAGCGGUUCCACCAGAAACAAGACCUCGAUGCGUUCCGGUACCAAGGAGGCCGGGUCGAAGGCACCCCCGGGGAGUGUAUCCAGCACCUCCUCAUCUACUGUGGGGUGGUCAACCCGUCCUGGUCCGAGCUCUGGAACUUCGCGCGGUUCCUGAACUACCAGCUCAAAGACUGUGAGGCCUCUGUCUUCUGCAAUCCCAGCAUCGUCGGGGACACGCUGCGGGGCUUCAAGAACUUUGUGGUCACCUUCAUGAUUUUCAUGGCGCGAGACUUCGCCACACCCACACUUCACACAUCCGACCAAAGCCCAGGGAAGCACAUGGUCGCCAUGGACGGAGUCCAGGAAGAAGACAUAGCCCCUUUCUCUCUGCGGAGGAGGUGGGAGUCGGAGCCCCACCCAUACGUGUUCUUCAACGGCGACCACACGUCCAUGACCUUCAUAGGCUUCCAUCUGCAGCCCAACCCGGAAGGCAUGGUUGAUGCCAUCGAUCCCGUGAGUAAGAGGGUGAUCAAGAAAGACGUCAUGACGAUGGACUUGUACCAGGGACUGCUGCUCCAGAGGGUGCCCUUCAAUGUCAACUUUGACCAGCUGCCCAGACACGAGAAACUUGAGCGACUCUGCAUGGCGUUAGGGAUCCAGUGGCCUGUCGACCCUGACGACACGUACGAACUCACAACGGACAACAUGCUGAAGAUUCUCGCCAUCGAGAUGCGCUUCCGGUGCGGGAUCCCCGUCAUCAUCAUGGGAGAGACCGGCUGUGGGAAAACCAGGCUCAUCAGGUUCCUCAGCGACCUGCGGCGUGGCUGUGCUCACGCCGACACUGUGAAGUUGGUCAAGGUCCACGGAGGGACCACAGCAGACAUGAUCUACGCCAGAGUCCAGGAGGCGGAGAGCCUCGCCCUCGUCAACAAGCAGGAGCAUCAGCUGGACACCGUGUUGUUCUUCGAUGAGGCCAACACGACGGAAGCCGUCAGCUGCAUCAAGGAGGUCCUGUGCGACCACACGGUGGGCGGCCGGCGGCUGGCGGAAGGCUCUGGCUUGCACAUCAUCGCGGCAUGCAACCCUUACCGGAAGCACUCCCCGGAGAUGAUCUCCCGCUUGGAGGCCGCCGGCCUGGGCUAUCGGGUGAGGGCCGAGGAGACGGCGGACCGGCUGGGCUGCACGCCGCUGAGGCAGCUGGUGUACCGGGUGCACGCUCUGCCGCCAAGCCUGACUCCCCUCGUGUGGGACUUCGGGCAGCUGAACGAUGCCACUGAGAGGCUGUACAUCCAGCAGAUCGUCCAGAGGCUGGUGGACACCACCGUGGUCAGCGACGAUGAGAUGUGUGUGAUCACCGAUGUGCUGUCCGCUUCCCAGCACUUCAUGAGGAAGCAAAGUGACGAGUGCAGCUUCGUCAGCCUCCGGGACGUGGAGCGCUGCGUCAGGGUCUUCCGGUGGUUCCACGAGCGCAGCGGGAUGCUGCUGGCCCAGCGGGGCGCCGCCGGCCACGCCCAUCACUCCCACGGGGACUUCGAGGAAGACCCUGUCCUCUGGGCGCUGGUGCUGGCCGUCGGCGUGUGCUACCACGCCUCUCUGGAGAGGCAGGAGUCGUAUCGGAAAGCCAUCUGCCGGUGCCUUCCGCAGCCGUACAACGACGGCAAGGCCGUGCUGGACACGAUAACGCGGGUGCAGGACCUCUUUCUCGAGGGCGUGCCUCUGCGGAAAACCAUCGCCAAGAACCUGGCUCUGAAAGAGAAUGUCUUCAUGAUGGUCGUCUGCAUAGAGCUCAGGAUCCCCCUCUUCCUGGUGGGCAAGCCCGGCAGCUCCAAAUCCCUCGCCAAGACCAUCGUGGCGGACGCCAUGCAAGGCCAGGCCGCCCACUCGGACCUCUUCCGGAACCUGAAGCAGGUCCACCUGGUGUCCUUCCAGUGCAGCCCGCACUCCACCCCCCAGGGCAUCAUUGGCACCUUCCGGCAGUGCGCCCGCUUCCAGCAGGACAAGGACCUGCGGCAGUACGUCUCCGUGGUGGUGCUCGACGAGGUGGGCCUGGCCGAGGACUCGCCCAAAAUGCCCCUCAAGGCUCUGCAUCCGCUGUUGGAAGACGGCUGCAUCGAAGACGACCCUGCCCCCCACAAGAAAGUGGGUUUCAUUGGCAUUUCCAACUGGGCCCUGGACCCUGCCAAGAUGAACCGGGGCAUUUUUGUCUCGCGUGGCAGCCCCAACACGAAAGAGCUCAUAGAAAGCGCCAAGGGGAUCUGCUCUUCCGAUUCCCUGGUGCAGGAGAGGAUCAAAGGCUACUUCGCGCCCUUCGCCAAGGCCUACGAGAGAGUGUGCCAGCUCCAGGGCAAGGAGUUCUUCGGGCUCCGGGACUACUACAGCCUCAUCAAAAUGGUCUUUGCCAGCACAAAAGCUUCCAACAAGAAGCCUUCCCCACAAGACAUCGCCCAGGCCGUCUUGCGGAACUUCAGCGGCAAAGACGGCAUCCGUGCUCUGGACAUCUUCGCAGCCAGCUUGCCCGAGGCCCGGCUCUCCGAGGAGGUCAGCACCAUGCAGCUGGUCGAGCAGAACGUGUAUGGAGACCCCAUGCGGGCGCGGGGCAGGGACCCGGAGGACUCGGAGGCCCGCUACCUGCUCCUGCUGACCAGGAACUACGUAGCCCUGCAGAUCCUGCAGCGGGCGCUCUUCCGCCAGGACCGGCAGCCAGAGAUCAUCUUCGGCUCCAGCUUCCCCAGGGACCAGGAGUACACGCAGAUCUGCAGAAACGUCAACCGGGUGAAGGUCUGCAUGGAGACUGGCAGGAUGGUGGUGCUGCUCAACCUGCAGAACCUGUACGAGAGCCUGUACGACGCCCUCAACCAGUACUACGUCCACCUCGGGGGCCAGAAGUAUGUGGACCUCGGCCUGGGGACCCAUCGCGUCAAAUGCCGGGUCCACCCAGACUUCCGCUUGAUAGUCAUCGAGGAGAAAGAUGUCGUCUACAACCACUUCCCCAUCCCCCUCAUUAACCGGCUGGAGAAGCAUUACCUGGACAUCAACACCGUGCUGGAGACGUGGCAGAGGGACAUCGUGGGGGAGCUUAAGGCCUGGGUGGACCUCUUUGUCCGUGUCCCGGCAACAUCGGUGGGAGCCACCCACAGGUACAGCCCUUCAGAUGUCUUCAUGGGCUACCACUCAGACACCUGUGCCUCUGUGGUGCUCCAGGUCAUAGAGAGGCUGGGUCACCGGGCUGUGACCCACGAGCAUUACCGGAAGGUGCUGGAGGACGCCAAGUUGGUGCUGCUGGACUGCGCCACGCCCGACGCCGUGGUCCGGCUCAGCACUACCUCCCUGGGCCUGUUCGCGGCGAAGUCCCUGUCCCAGGAGUACUACUACCGGCAGCAACACGACUCCUUCGCAGACUUCUUGCAGGCUCACCUGCGCCAGCCGAUGCCAGAGUGCCACGCCGUCUUCACCGAGAUCACCACUUUCUCCCGACUGCUGACCGGCCACGACAGUGAGGUUCUGGCAGCGGAAGUCACCGGCAGGGCUCUGACGCCCACGGUCCUGUCGCUGCAGCAGUUCGACACCGAGCACGCCUUCCUCAGAGAAGUCCGAAAGUGCGUGACUAACGCCGCUCCGCGGAAGAUCCUCAUCAUUCAAACAGACUUCGAGGACGGCGUGCGCAGCGCUCAGCUCAUCGCCUCCGCCAAGUUUUCUGCGAUGAACGAGAUCAGCAAGCACCAGGGGCAUCAGCACUGCACCUUCGUCUACUUCAUCACCAAACUGUCCCGGAUGGAGAGCGGCAGGUCCUACGUGGGGUCCCAUGGAGGGCUGUGGCGGACUGUGCACAUCGACGACCUCCGGAGGUCCACAGUCAUGGUGUCGGACGUGACAAAGCUGCAGGACGUGACCAUCAGCCAGCUGUUUGAUCCGGACGACGGAUCGGAGCUUGAGGUGGGACACGGGGCCAGAGAUGGCCAUGAGGAAGAGAUGGAAGUGGAGACCCACGAACCGGGCUCCACAGCUCAGAUCGGCACAGACACAGACAUGGAGACGGACCAUUCUGGGCCCCAGAGCAGCCACACACCGGCCCUGGACACCGGCCACCUGCUGCGCAGCUGCGUGCAGAGCGCCGUGGGUCUGCUGCAGGACCCGAGCGAGCGCAGUCAGCGCAACGUGAGGCGCGUGGAGGUCCUCCUCGGCCUCCUCAGCGAGGACGACGCGCAGAAAGCCGCUUUCUCCCGGGAGGUCAAGCGGCGCCUCCACGACCUCUUACGGAGGCAGGAGACCUUCGCGUUCGCCAGGGAGCAGUGGGUGCAGGAGGAGGCCUCCAACCCCGACGCCCUCCAGGAGGCGGGCACGUUCAGGCACACCCUCUGGAAGCGGGUCCAGGGUGCCGUGACCCCCCUCCUGGCCAGCAUGAUCUCCAUCAUGGACAGAGACGGCAACCUGGAGCUCCUGGCCGCGCCCGAUGCACCGUCGUGGACGAGAGACCUUUGGAUGUUCAUUUUCAGUGACCUGAAGCUGCUGAACAUUCCUCUCGUGGCGAGUGCUACCAGAAGGGAGACGUCCCACAUCCUGGUGCUGAGCCACAUGCAGCUCUCCGGGGACAACUGCAACAGCUUCCCAUUCAGCUGGAGGAUCAAGGACUACGUGGACGAGCUGGGCGUCCAGGCUCAGUACGUCUCCGAACCCGCAGGGGCAUCCGAGAAGCUGCUGGAGAUCUUCCGGCAGACGCCGCUGGGCUGCUUCCUGGCGCGGCUCCCUGGGGAAGAGCGGCAGCAGCUGCUCCGCUGCUACCUGCAGGACUUCCUGCUCUUGACCAUGAAGGUGUCCAACGUGGAGGAACUGAUGCUCCUGCAGAUGGCCCUGUGCUCCUGUGUCCAGCAGCUGAGGGAGGAAAGCCCCCAGGAGGACCUUUCCCUCCCCUGGGUGCACCUGGCCUAUCAGCGUUUCAGGAUCCGGCUCCAGAACUUCUCCAGAAUCUUGACCAUCCAUCCCCCGAUUCUAGACAGCCUAACUGAAGCUGCUCGGAGCCGUGGCUUGGCUACCCGGGAGAUGACUCUGGACGUGUCUGCGGCGCUGGCCUGCGUUGAGCUGCUGCUGAGGGACCUGCUGGAGCCCAGCCCCCAGGUGUGGCUGCAGACGGUGAAGAAGCUGUCAAUGCCACUGGAGCUCCUCUGCUCUGACGGGUACCUUCAGGACCCCAGGAGCACGGCCGGAGACCUCGUCCGAGAAAUCAGAACCCACUGGAACCGCAUUUUCUCUGUCGCGCUCUUCGUAGAGCACGUUCUCUUGGGGACCAGGAGCCACCUGCCUGAGCUGCAAGAGCUGGUGACGGAGUCUGCCCACAUCCUGAACAGGCGUCUGCAGGGAAACUCGGACAUCAAGACCUUGCGGCCGUUCAGGGCAGUGAUGCAGACUCUCUGCGAGUGUAAAGAGCGGGCCAGCAACGCCUUAAUCCAGUUUAAGGUCCAGGCGUGCCCCGUCUGCCUGGGAGACGCGCACGACCCUGUCCACCUGCCCUGUGACCACGUGUUCUGCCUGAACUGUGUCAAGUCUUGCCUCACCCUUGGGCAGAUGAGCUGCCCGCUCUGUCUGACCGACUUGCCAGAAGGCUUCUCUCCAAAGGUUUCCCAGGAGAUGAGGGCCGCCAUUGAGAAGCACGCCCGCUUCCGACACAUGUGUACCAGCUUCUUCGUGGACCUGGUGUCCACCGUGUGCUUCAAAGACAACUGUCCCCCGGACAAGGACGUGGUGGACAUGCUACUGUCUCUGCUCUUCGUGGAGAAGAAGCUGCUGCUGAGAGGCGCACCCCAGAGACACCGUGAACACACAAAAUCCCUGUCCCCGUUCAACGACGUCGUGGACAAGACGCCCGUCAUCCGCUCCGUGGUCCUGAAGCUGCUCCUGAAGUACAGCUUCCGGGAAGUGAAAGGUUAUAUCCAGGACUACUUGACCCUGUUAGAAAAGAAAGCCUUCAUGGCCGAAGACAAGACGGAGCUGUACCUGCUCUUCACCAGCUGUCUGGAGGACUCCAUGCACGAGAAGAGCGGCGCCUUCUCUGGGAGCGGCGACCCAGGAGCCCUGCAGGAGGACGUGCAGUUCCUGCGGGUGCUCCUGUGCAGGCCCUGGGAGCCCACCUCCAAGGCCUCGGUCGAGGGCCUGCAGGAGGUGGCCAGGGUCCGCCUCUGCCUUGACAGGGCUGCCGAUGUCCUCGCUGAGCUGCGGAAAGGCUCGGCGAUGACUGAGGAGAGGAAGGAGUACCUGCGGCAGGUGGAGCGCUUCUGCACGCAGGCUGGGAACGACUGGUACCGGGUGUACCUGGUGAGGAAGCUGACGAGCCUGCUGGGCAUGGAGUCUGUGCAGGGUCUCUCCCGGCCUGGCCACCCAGCCCAGUGGGUGUUUCCCAAGGAAGUCAUUGAACAGCAGAGAGACCAUCCAGGCCACAUGGAUCACUUCCUGGUGCAUGGGCAGGAGUACAAGGCUGUCCGUGAUGCUGUGGGCAAAGCCGUGCUGGACUGCAAGCUGCCAGCCGUCGAGACGGCUCUGCAGGCCUGCAGAAGCCCCGAGACACACCGGGCAGCCUACCUGCUGCUGGCGCUGUUCCGAGAGGUCGCCAGUCUGUACAGAUCCCGGAACGCCAGCCUGCACCCCACACCCGAGCAAUGCGAGGCUCUGAGGAAGUUCAUUGAACAAAGCCAGAGCCUCUCCCCAGACAUGAGACACUUCGCAACGUCCCUUGUGACCAAUGCGCUGCCACUGCUGAGGGCUUGUCCCCGUGGCAGCAACCUUGAGGGAGUGGUGACAGAAAUGGCUAUUCAUGCCGCCGUCGUAUUCCUCUGCGGACAACACAGAGUCUUGGAACCUCUAAAGAACUUGGCCUUCUCCCCAGCAACCAUGGCGAGGGCUUUCCUUCCGACGAUGCCUGAGGACUUGCAGGCUCAAGCCAGACGCUGGAAGGGCCUGGAAGGUGUCCACUGGUAUACGUGUCCCAAAGGUCACCACUGCGCCGUAGGAGAGUGUGGCAGGCCAAUGGAGCGGAGCUUCUGCAUCGAUUGCCGCGCGCCCAUUGGCGGGAAGGAUCACAGACCGGAGGCGGGGUUCACUACUGUUGGAAACGUCACAGACCGAACCCAGACUGGCCAUGUGCUGGGAAGCCCGCCCUCCGAGGACAAGGCGGUGGUUUCGGACCGAGAGCUGCCCCCGGUGGUCUUUCUUCUCGCCCGGCUCCUCACUCACCUGGCUCUGUUUCUGGGAGCAACUCACAGCCGGCAGGCUGUGAAAGACAUUAUCCGCCCUCUGGUUGAGGACCCAAGAGAGUUUCUGGAGCAGCACAUCCACAGGGACGUGCGGCAGCUGACAAAGAGCCUGGGCAGGAGCGCCGACGACACUGCGGGUGUGGUCCACCUGGUCCUGCGCAGCCUCCUCUCAGAGCGGCGCCACCCGCCCGGGCAGGGGUCUUUCCCUUUUGAUGAGGUCUUGUCAACCAAAGAACAGAGAAACUCCUGGGAGAAGUGUGUGGAGACUCUCAUUGUGCCUGAACUUGAGCACCUGGAUAAAGCUCUCCGGACAGUGAACACUCUCCUCCGCUGUGACGAGCGCAUCAGCUCCAACCCAGUGGCCAAACUCGUAUUCGGUGACCCGGUGUCCUUCCUGCCCCACCUGCCUCAGAACAGCGUGGUCCACAGCUCCAAGAUGUGGAGCUGCAGGACGAGGGUCACCGUGGAGUAUCUCCAGAAUCUCGUGGAGCAAAAGAAUGGCAAAGAAACCGUGCCCGUCCUCUGGAAGUUCCUGCAGAAGGACGGAGAGCUGAGACUGGUGAAGUUCUUGCCUGAGAUCUUGGCCCUGCAGAGGGAUCUCGUGAAAUGGUUCCAGAAUGCUUCAGAAGCCCAGUACCCGUCCAUCUGUGACUUUAUUGAAAGUCACAGUUCAGACGGGCUGAAGCAGCUGCUCCGCAGCAGAUUCUCAUCAUUUCUGUCCACGUGGAACAAGCUGAGGAGGUCCCUGGAGACCCAUGGUGAAAUCAAGCUACCUCAGGACUACUGCAGCGCCGACCUGGACCUGGACUCCAAGCUCGAGGUCGUCUUGCCACGCCGCCAGGGCCUGGGCCUCUGCUCCACCGCCUUAGUCAGCUACCUGAUUAGCCUGCACAAUGAAAUGGUCUACACGGUGGCCAAGUUCUCCGAGGAAGAAAACAACUACUCUGUGGAUGCCUCUGAGGUCACUGACCUGCACGUCAUCAGUUACGAGGUGGAGCGUGACCUGACUCCACUCAUCCUCUCCAACUGCCAAUACCAAGUGGAGCAGGGUGGCGAGAGCCUGCAGGAGUUUGACCUGGAGAAGAUCCAGCGCCAGCUCACCAGCCGCUUCCUCCAGGGCAAACCCAGGCUGACCCUCCGGGGGCUCCCCACACUGGUGUGCAGACGCGACUGGAACUUCGAGCACCUCUUCACCAGCAUCAGGAACAAGGUGCCCCAGGUCCCCCUCCCCAACGCGGCCCUCAGCACCAUCAGCGGGCAGCUGCAGUCCCACAGUGACGCCUGUGAAGCUCUCUCUGUCAUAGAAGUCACUUUGGGGUUUCUGAGCACAGCUGGUGAGGACCCGAACAUGGACUUGAUCGUGUACAUCCAGGAUAAGCUGCGAAUAAGCGAUCAGACGGAGCAGGUUCUAAAGGCCCUACACAGGUGUCAGCUGAGGCACGUCCUCGCCCUCUGGCAGCUCCUCUCUGCUCAUAAGUCUGAGCAGCAGCUGCGCCUCAGAAGAGAACCAUUUGGGGAGAUCAGUGCUGACUACAGAGUUGAGCUCAGCCAAGAAGGUGCUAAGCUCCUGCGCACAUUCCUGAACCAGGGCGGCCUGGACACCUUUCUCCUGGAGCUCCAUGAAUUGAUGGUCUUGAAGCUGAAGAACCCCCAAACCAAGCAGGAUUUCAACCCCAACUGGAGCCUGAGGGACACUCUAGUGAGUUACAUGGAGACUAAAGAUGGUGAUGUUCUGCCUGAAAUGGAAGCUCAGUUCCCAGAAGAUAUACUGCUCUCCAACUGUGUGUCAGCAUGGAAAGUGGCAGUGGAGCUGAAACGGGGUCGACAGAUGAGAUAGAACUGCCUCCUCAGGACUGUCUCGGCCUGAGGCUGGGGGAGAGCGGGUGCCCCGCUCUGCACCCAGCACGGGGCAGCUGCCGCCCAGCAUCGCUGACUGCGUGUGCGUGCCCACACUGUCUCACCGUGGGUGAAUUCCUGUCCCUGAGAGGUGGCCCCUGGGUGAACCGUGCUCCUCAUAUCCCAGGGGAGUGUGCAAGCACAUCCGUCUCAGGAAGCCAGGCCUCUUUGUGGAAACAUCCCAGACACAAGGCCCCUUCCUUCUCAAGACUACUGCACAGUCAGAGGGAACACGGGUUAUCACUUUUUGCUUUAUUUUCUAGUAUGUUCUGCACUCUGAGAACCCGGUUUUCUUCUUUCUUCUGUCCUUUAAAUUCUGAGUAUUGCACAGACAUUUGUAGGUCUCCAGGAACAUAAACAAGUGCCAGGCUGUGUCCUCUCACGAGCCGAGGCACUCUGUAGGUGACAGGUCCCGAAGCCCAACCAACCAGACCUCACCAGGCCCCAUGAUGAGCCACUGCCACAUUUCAAGGGUCGGAGCACUGGGCUAAGAAUCCUGGACACUUUUAGCCUUAGUUUCUCGUUAUCAAAUGAAGGAACUGGACUGAUGGCCACAUUUCCUCUCAAUCUUAGUAUUUUGAAAUUCUAAACGGAAGUUUGUCGGUACAGACUUGGGUGAAAGGCACAGCCCUGGCAUUCUGUGGGAAGUGUCUGACCAGCACCGUGAUGAGUACACAUGACCCCCAUGUGACCCCAGUGUCCCCGAGUGUGAGUAUCUGGUGCUGCUCUGGGUCUCAGCCAGGAAGUGAAAAUGGACUCAGGACACAAAACUACUCAAGUCUCUGAGAAAGGAACGAGGGACUGCCUGGCCAGCCCUCACCGCCUGCUGCCUUGCCACAGCAGUGUCAGGUCUCUUCUCCACAACCACGUGGAUGCAGCGAGUCUCUGGACUCAUGCCUACUCCUGACUCACCCAGCUCCUCGGGCUCAGCACCCAUGGCCAGCGAGAAACAACUUCACAGCCAGGCAGAGGUCCUUCAUGUGCAUUCUCAGCAAGUUAAUGACUCAUCCUGAAAUCAGGUCCAUGGGUGAUGAAAGCUACACAAACAGCAAAUGCGCACCAGGAGCCCAUGCACACCCUCAGCACUGGGCAGGAGUGCAAAUGGCCCUGCCCUGCAUCACCACUGCACUUCCUCUUAGUUGUGCAUGGUGAGGGGAGGCCGGUGAUGCAGGCCCUGCACUCCUUCACCUAGUACAGAAUCCACCUGCCUUACCUAAUCUGACUGUUCAGUCUUUCCAGACUAUGCAAAGGCCCUGACCCUCGACAUCUACAUCCUGAAUUGCCAUUUAAUCAGGGGCAGGGGGUUGUUUGUUCAACUCUUCAACUUAUACUUGGAACUCCUUUGAUACCUCAGAGUUGGGAUGGAGCUGGUCCGGCCAUCAGGGGCCACUCUGGUUCCUCACUAUGCCACAGCUGAGCAGAAGACCCUUUUGGGGGGUGAAGGGGGAAUGGGAAUUUUCUCCCCACUUUAUGAAGGUUUUUAAAUUAUGAUGUUUUGUUUUGUAUGGCUAUGCCUUCAACGCCUUAACUCUCAUUAUCUAGCAUUGUUUGUACAAAAAUACACUGGCCUAGCAGAAACAAAGACAAAUCUUUACUGUAUUUGUUAUACCUGUUUAAUAAACUUGAGUUUUGCUGCUAAA